Molecule: messenger RNA, 967 nt
Organism: Benincasa hispida (wax gourd)
Lineage: Eukaryota; Viridiplantae; Streptophyta; Magnoliopsida; Cucurbitales; Cucurbitaceae
Product: cotton fiber protein
Source: RefSeq, a predicted model, not a curated record
UUCUCUCCAAUAUCCACAACAUUAUUAUAAAUAAUAAUGUUAUUGCCGCCUAAUAGCAUUAUAAAUACCCCUAAAUUAUCCUUUAUUUUAACCACCAAACUUCUACAACAACAACCAAUAAAGCAAAAUAAAACUCAAAUCAGUUUAUUAAUUCCUACACUUUCCAGAUCGGAGGGAAAAAAUGGCGGCGAGUAGCGUAUUGAAUCGGCUGAGGAAGGCGGUGAAGAAGCUUAAAUUCAUGAUGAACUUCAGCAUCCAAAGCUGGCGGUUGGCGGCCAUGUUAGGCCGGACUUCAUCGAGAAAUCUCCGCCUUAGCUUCAACGAACGGCCGGGAUUAAUGGCUUGUACGGAGGAUAUUAUUGAAGAAGAGUCAGUUUCUUCAUCUCGUGGGCUACAAAGAACCACCAGCUACGCUUCUGAAGAUGACGUGGACAAGCGAGCGGAGGCUUUCAUUGCUAAUUUCUAUCGCCAGCUCAGAAUCGAACGCCAGGUGUCACUUGAGCUUCAAUAUUGCCGUGGAAAUAGUUUUAACAAACUCAUAAUUUCUCCUUGAUUCUGUUUUUUGUUAAAUAUAAUUUUUCCAGAGGGAUAUAUCUUCAAUUUGGGGUUGAUUAUGGAUCGAUUAUUAUUCCUUCCAGUUGAUGAUGCAAAUUUUAAUUCAAUUCUCAAGAGGAUUUGAAUUUGGAGAUGGGAUUAUUGGAUUGAUUAUCAUUAUUUGAUGAAUAAUUCAAUGGCUAAUUAAAUUAAGCCUUGAAUUUUGUUGUAAAAUUCAAUUAUGGUGUGCUUUGAUUAUCUUUUGGCUCUCCAGGUCAAGAAGAAGAUGUCCCCACUUGCUUUUCCGUGGAAGACAAAUUGAAGGCAAUAAUGGGGAUAUUUGGGAAUUUGGUUCUGAAUUUUCAAGAAUGUUUUUUUUUUCUUUGUAGUGAAUAAUUGAAAAUACAAUUAUUUGUUUGUUCUUUAUUAUGUA